AUGCCAACACAGAGAGGCAUGCUGGGCACCAGGGAGCAGGUCCUGCUCGUCACCCAGACUGGCAUCCCUUCCCUGCUUUGCAGAACUACAGAUCCUGAUUCCUCAGCAUGUGGCUUAACACCAUGGGUGGAAAAGGCAGAAUUAGAACAAGGAUGCACAUCAGGAAAACAGCUGGUGAGAAGCUCUGCUGUGCAGCUGCUGUUGAAUGGGGAAAGCAGUGCGCUGGUAUAUCCCAAGGAUGUCGGGGAAGGUUUGGCUCGGGAGCACAGCAGCUUUGUAGAACUCCUGGUUACCAUGGUGGAUAAUGCAGAUCCACACAACACCAAAGGGGCAGUCCGGUGUUCCCGAAAGACCGAUUUUCCGCUGCUUCCUCUCACACUCCGUCCCAUUCCUGUCCCCUCCAGAGCUGCCGCAUGGGGCAAUGCCUCCGUGUUUGCGGACUUCGUCCUCCUGGGGCUCUUCAGCACCUCCCGGCUCCCCUGGCUCCUCUUCACGCUGGUUCUCCUGGUCUUCCUGGUCUCCAUAGCCAGCAACACCAUCAUGAUCGCGCUCAUCUACCUGGACGCCCGGCUGCACACGCCCAUGUACUUCUUGCUCAGCCAGCUGUCCCUCAUGGACAUCCUGUACAUCUCCACCAUCGUGCCCAAGAUGCUGCUGGACCAGGCGAUGGGCCAGCGGGCCAUUUCCUUCGUAGGCUGCACCACGCAGCACUUCCUCUACCUGACCUUGGCGGGGGCCGAGUUUUUCCUGCUGGGCCUCAUGUCCUACGACCGCUACGUGGCCGUGUGCAGCCCGCUGCGCUACCCGGUGCUCAUGAGCCGCAGGGUCUGCGUGCUGAUCGUGGCGGCCGCCUGGCUGGGCGGCUCGGUGGACGGCUUCCUGCUGACCCCGGUCACCAUGCAGUUCCCCUUCUGCGCCUCGCGGGAGAUCGACCACUUCUUCUGCGAGGUGCCUGCGCUUCUGAAACUGUCCUGCGUGGACACCUCGGUCUACGAGACAGCCAUGUACGCAUGCUGUAUCCUCAUGCUGCUCAUCCCCUUCUCCGUCAUCGUGGCCUCCUACGCCCGCAUCCUGCUGACAGUGUGCGCCAUGCGCGAGGCCGAGGGCCGGCAGAAGGCAGUGGCCACCUGCUCCUCUCACAUGGUGGUGGUCAGCCUCUUCUACGGGGCUGCCAUGUACACCUACGUGCUGCCCCACUCCUACCACACACCUGAGAAGGACAAGGCCGUGUCCGCCUUCUACACCAUCCUCACACCCCUGCUCAACCCGCUCAUCUACAGCCUGAGGAACAAGGACGUGGCAGAGGCCUUGCGGAGGGCCCUGGGCCGGGGCCUGUGCUCCCGGAGGGUGACCGCAUUCUGA
Cavia porcellus (domestic guinea pig) is the source of this 1362-nucleotide messenger RNA. RefSeq names its product olfactory receptor 2T27-like. Gene Ontology annotation, molecular function: olfactory receptor activity; G protein-coupled receptor activity. The record is from RefSeq and is a predicted model, not a curated record. The coding region runs from base 1 to 1362 and encodes 453 amino acids. Gene Ontology annotation, biological process: G protein-coupled receptor signaling pathway; detection of chemical stimulus involved in sensory perception of smell. Gene Ontology annotation, cellular component: plasma membrane. NCBI's taxonomy places the organism in Eukaryota, Metazoa, Chordata, Mammalia, Rodentia, Caviidae. The transcript has 5 exons.